GCCCCCUUGUGGCCGCACAUAAGUUGCAGCUGCCAGAGACAGCGCUCAGUCACUGCACAGGGAUCUCCGGGCGCUGGGAGCUCAGUGUGACGAUAAACAGCCAUGUCUUCAGUGGGAAGAUUCAUGCGCGCUAUCCGUGUCCACAAAUUCGGGAACCCUGAUGUUCUUAAACUCGCUACAGAUGUCCCCGUGCCUUCCCCAGGAGACGGCCAGGUUUUAAUCAAAGUGCACGCCUGUGGGGUGAAUCCAUUGGAUACUUAUGUCAGAUCUGGUGUCUAUUACUACAAGCUGGACAUGCCGUACACCCCUGGCUCUGAUGUAGCUGGGGUCGUGGCUCACGUUGGGAACAACGUAACCUCAUUUAAGAAAGGCGAUCGUGUGUUCACCACGGGGACCAUCACAGGUGGCUAUGCGGAGUACACCGUGGCUGCUGGAAAUACGGUUUUCCCUCUGCCUGAAAAGCUGAACUUCAAACAAGGAGCCGCCAUAUCUGUUCCGUACUUCACCGCCCACCGGGCGCUCAUUACCAAAGCGCGCGGCAGACCCGGGGAGGUGGUUCUCAUACACGGUGCCAGCGGGGGAGUGGGGAUCGCAGCGUGUCAGCUUGCCAGAGCCUAUGGCUUCAAGGUGUUUGGGACGGCAGGUACCGAUGAGGGCUUAAAUAUCGUCUUGCAAAGUGGCGCACACAAAGCGUUCAACCACAGAGAUAAAGAUUACAUUGAGAAGAUCCAGGAGGCUGCCGGAGGAGACGGAGUUAAUAUUAUACUGGAAAUGUUGGCCAAUGUCAACCUCAGUAAUGACAUGAAAAUCCUCUCAGUUGGCGGCAGAGUGAUUGUUAUUGGCUGCAGAGGUAAUAUUGAAAUAAACCCAAGAGAGACAAUGGCCAAAGAAACCGUUAUAACUGGAGUUUCACUCUUAGUUCACAUGGCAAAUAAGGAGGACUGGAAGGAGACUGGGGCAGCGCUGAUUGGGGGCAUGGAGGCUGGCUGGCUGAAUCCACUGAUUGGACCUGAGUAUCCCCUGGAGAAAACCGUUCAGGCCCAUGAGGACAUCAUACAGGGUACUGGAGCCACCGGCAAGAUGGUCCUUGUUCCCUAGGUGGACAUUACGCUGUACUGCUGGUGUCUAAUAACAUUAAUAAAUCACACAGAGCACUUAUGAUCCAUGAAAUAAACGCUGAAACUGUAGGGAGUAA
Molecule: messenger RNA, 1195 nt
Organism: Pseudophryne corroboree (corroboree frog)
Lineage: Eukaryota; Metazoa; Chordata; Amphibia; Anura; Myobatrachidae
Product: quinone oxidoreductase-like
Exons: 9
Coding region: 103-1098 (331 amino acids)
Cellular component (GO): cytosol
Molecular function (GO): zinc ion binding; mRNA 3'-UTR binding; quinone reductase (NADPH) activity
Source: RefSeq, a predicted model, not a curated record